Molecule: messenger RNA, 2786 nt
Organism: Aspergillus novofumigatus IBT 16806
Lineage: Eukaryota; Fungi; Ascomycota; Eurotiomycetes; Eurotiales; Aspergillaceae
Exons: 4
Coding region: 143-2587 (814 amino acids)
Source: RefSeq, a predicted model, not a curated record
CAGGGGGCAUACAAACAAGGCAGACGGGCCCCAAAACACCCAGAGUGAUUCGUUCACCAGUCUCCAGACUCUACUUAAGGCAGUUGAAAUCUCUGUUCACAAUGGCUUCAACUCUAUCAUCAUCUCCUCGCUCACCUUUGUCAUGGCGUCCAACGCCGCCCUCUCGCAGACAAUUCGAUCGCUGACUCUCAGCAAGAUCCGCGAGUUGGAGAAGCUGCGCAACACCUAUCAGUCGCGUAAAUCUGAGAUCCUCAAGGUAUCUGCUGCCUAUGACGAUCGGUUUGGCAGAUUGACACAUCUCCUGGCUGGCACCAAGGAGCUCUAUCCCGGCGCCUCUAAGGAUGUUACAACCGGUCAUAUCGAACGAUGGCUUGAUCAAGCCAGAUACGACUCGUCAAUUCCAUCGAAGAUGCUAGAGGGGUUUGAAGAGACAUUGAUCUCAAGAUGGGAUGCCCACAGUCGCAAAUUGAGUCUUGCCGAUCUCUAUGCGCGCUUACUAACCGAGCGGAUGAUUCCUUCAAGCGGUACAAGCAACCCCAAAGCCAAGGAUGAUUCUGACGACGAAGAUUUUCUGGUUGUGGAAGAACGUCAAAAGCAACGUCUUCAGCAGCUAUGCGACCAGUUUGAAGCGGUCGUUUUCGAGCCACGUGAGACCAACGAACAGAGGAUCCAUACCUUCCUUGAAGACCUCUUCCUCGGGGAUGAAGGGAAGCGUGCGCUGAGCAAACUCCGGAGCCUUGUUAAGGACAGAUGCGAAACAAUUUGGACAGCUGAGGAACUAUUCAACCCGAUUUCGUUGUCCAAUUGCAUUAAAGGCCUGCUGACUCGGGAGUUACUGAGUGACGGGAAGCGAGCCAUGCUCAAAGACUUCCUGGACAACGAGGUCGCUAUGACCGAGAUCGCAGAUGUUCUGAAUAUGCGCUACACAGACUUGAAGAACUGGGACUGGCACACCGGCGAAAAGGGCAUUCCAGUCCUACCGCGUCAGCAAACCAACGGCAAAAUACCGCGUCUGGGUAGACGAGGACGUCCUGGAGACCAUCUUCGCCGAGUUCAUCGUGCUCAAGUUCUGCAGCGCACUCAAGCACCUGUUGAAAAAACCGAACGGGACAUUCUCCGCCGUCGUUACUAUCUCGAUCCCCGCCCGUGCAGAGUUAACAGCGUGGACAACCUACGCAAAUGGGAGUACGAGUCCACGUACUUCCUCGCACACUUGCCCGGCUCAGGCACGUCACUCUUUGAGAACGGUCCUACAUAUGAUGAGGCAGGCGACCAUGAAGACGCUGGUGCAAGGCCGGCGCAAAAGACCGGAUCCACCAAAACCAUCAAGCAGCGGAUACUGCGCACGAUUGCGACAGAGACUCUCCUCCACCAGCAUCUGCACGGUGAGGCAGCUGUUAUUCAGUCCGAUAUGAAAUGGUACGGAACCGGUCUUCCGCACAGCAUCCUCUUUGCGAUUUUGAGAUUUGUCGGCUUUACCGAAGAGUGGAUCGAUUUCUUCACAAAGUACGCCUGCGAUGGUCGGACCCCGGCCGGCCCUCGCAUGCGGCAACGCGGCGUGCCUCUGGCCGGCGCAAUGGCGAAGCUCAUGGGCGAGCUUGUCCUCUUCUUCAUGGAUAUGACAGUCAACCGCGAAUCCGGGAUGUUGCUCUACCGAAUGCACGACGACUUGUGGUUGUGUGGUGAUCCAGCCAAAUGCGCACAGGCAUGGGAGGCCAUGCAACGAUACGCCCAAGUUACCGGCCUGGAGUUCAAGCUGGCGAAAACCGGUUCAGUCUACCUCGCCGAGUCCAGAGACGUCAGCAUUGCUGCUCGACUACCCAAAGGGCCCGUCACCAUUGGAUUGCUCGUGCUUGAUCCCGACUCUGGUAACUGGGUGAUCGACCAGGCGCAAGUGGACGCGCAUGUGCAGCAAUUGAGGCAGCAGCUUGACUGUUGUGAGAGCGUCAUAUCCUGGAUCCGCACCUGGAACAGCUGCAUCGGCCGCUUCUUCACUAGCGAUUUCGGCCAGCCGGCCUUUUGCUUCGGACGUGACCAUGUCGAUCUCAUCCUUGCCACUUACGAAAAGGUGCAGAACACGCUCUUCAACACCGAUGGUCGCGCUUCAACAGUCACGGAGCACCUUCGGCACAUGAUCGAGGAACGUUUCGGCGUCUCCGAAAUCCCAGACGCGUUCUUCUUCUUCUUCCCGGAACAAUUGGGCGGUCUCGGUCUGCGGAAUCCAUUCGUCUCAACGCUUUUGGCAUACCUCGACUCCAAGAAGGAAUUUGAGGAGCUAACUAAACGCGAGCGCUUGCAGCGGUACCAGGAGGUCUGCCCAGAGGCGGAGUCUGGAGCAGCCCGGUGCUCGAUAACCGAACUGAGUACAUUUAUGUCGUUUGAGGAAUACACUCGCUUCAGGGGAUCCACCGACACUCUCCUACGAGUUCUAUACACGAAGUUGAUGGAUGUUCCUGGUGAAACUGAUAUCAAACUUACGGAAGAGGUCUCCAGUGCGCGGGAAAAGGUGCAGUCUCAGAUCGAUUAUCCGGUGGAGGAUAAUGAACUUAAAAAUGGAUUCUGCAGCUGUAUGCUCAAUAGCCGCUGAGACUGCUUGGGGGGUUGAGUCUGGUGGACACCCUAGUUCUUGCCUGUGGGGUUAUUGGUGAUGGUCAAGGGGAAGAGAGUCACCUGGCAGAUGGUGUUGUGAUACUGACUGACGAUUGAUACUUGUGGUGGGCUAUUGUACUCUGCAUUUCCGGCGUCUAUAGACGCUUUGCCUCAAUAGAUUUCAUACAACAGUGGAG